Molecule: messenger RNA, 2341 nt
Organism: Brassicogethes aeneus
Lineage: Eukaryota; Metazoa; Arthropoda; Insecta; Coleoptera; Nitidulidae
Source: the annotation of a GenBank genome assembly
GCCGCCGCCAAACUUAUAUGCCGUCUGGUCUCUGUGUUGUGGGAUUGAUGAUUUCAAAGAUCGCCCAUGUGCGGGCUAGCGUUUAGGACCAGGAACAGCCCCUCACAAAAAACGUCCCUUCGCUGGGGCGAUUGCUGUAUCUUGGCCAGCCAAAAAUUCGCUUCUUAAUUAAGUAGUUUAUUUGUUAAUUAGGUACUGUUGAUAAAGUGGUCAAACAUAUAGGUACAAUAUAUUUUGUUAAAGAAAAGAUUUUUGUACAUUUACCUGUAAAAAAUAAGUGCUUCAAUCUAGUUAAUUAUUCCUUCUACAUUUCAUCUAGUACAUUACAGAUCAUCAAAAAUGAUUAACAUAGCAGGAGUAUUGUCUAUAGUUAUAUUUUACGUCCUUAUCCUUGCCGUUGGUAUUUGGGCUGGUAAGAAAAAAGAAGCUGGCAAUGACUCCGAAGAAGAGGUCAUGUUGGCAGGACGCAACAUUGGGUUAUUUGUAGGCAUAUUCACAAUGACAGCAACAUGGGUAGGCGGUGGUUACAUCAAUGGCACGGCAGAGGCCAUCUACACAUCGGGCUUGGUAUGGUGCCAAGCGCCUUUUGGAUAUUCCUUAAGUUUAGCUUUUGGAGGAAUCUUUUUUGCAAACCAAAUGAGACGACAAGGUUACAUUACUAUGUUAGAUCCCCUCCAAGACAAUUUUGGAGAAAGAAUGGGAGGUUUACUUUUCCUUCCAGCCCUCUGCGGAGAGGUCUUCUGGGCAGCUGGUAUAUUGGCUGCCUUGGGCGCUACUUUGAGCGUUAUAAUUGAUAUGGAUCACAGAACGAGUGUUAUAUUUAGUGCUUGUAUAGCCGUUUUCUACACUCUUUUUGGAGGAUUGUACGCUGUGGCUUAUACAGACGUUAUUCAGCUUUUCUGUAUAUUCAUCGGAUUGUGGAUGUGCAUACCAUUUGCCUGGAUGAACGAACAUGUAACAUCUUUGUCAUCUAUGGAGGUAGAUUGGAUUGGAGAAGUUAAAUCCGAUGAAAUUUGGUUUUACAUGGAUUACGGUCUUUUGCUGGUAUUCGGCGGUAUUCCAUGGCAGGUAUAUUUUCAGAGAGUUCUCUCCAGUAAAUCAGCAGGGAGAGCUCAAGUACUUAGCUAUGUAGCUGCCAUGGGCUGCGUAUUGAUGGCCAUUCCUCCAGUACUUAUUGGAGCUAUUGCCAAGGGAACAGCUUGGAAUGAGACAGGAUACACUGGUCCAUAUCCAUUAAGCGCAGAUGAGACUAGCAUGAUCUUGCCAAUGGUUCUACAAUAUUUAACUCCGGAUUUCGUUUCAUUUUUCGGUCUCGGGGCGGUAUCUGCUGCAGUAAUGUCGUCAGCAGAUUCAAGCGUUCUUAGUGCCAGCUCUAUGUUUGCUAGAAAUGUUUAUAAGCUCAUAUUUAGACAAAAGGCGUCUGAGAUGGAGAUUAUUUGGGUUAUGAGGGUAUCUAUAUUGAUUGUGGGCGUUUUGGCCACUAUAAUGGCGUUGACUAUACCAUCUAUAUAUGGGUUAUGGUCAAUGUGUUCAGACUUAGUAUACGUAAUAUUAUUCCCUCAGUUGCUUAUGGUGGUCCAUUUCAAAGAUUACUGCAAUACCUAUGGAAGUUUGGCGGCGUACAUUAUAGCCUUUUUGGUUAGAGUAUCUGGGGGAGAGGAACUAAUGCACCUGCCUCCUUUAAUAAAAUAUCCAGGGUAUGAUGAAGUUAAUCAUCGUCAACUAUUCCCCUUCAGAACUAUGGCCAUGUUGUGUUCUUUGGUUACUCUAAUAGGAGUUUCUUGGUACUCCAAGUGGCUCUUUGAGACCGGAAGGCUCGCACCUGGCUACGACUUCUUCAACUGCGUGGUAAACAUCCCGGAAGAUAUUCAGAGGGUUGGAGAACCUGCCGAGGAGGGCGAGCAGAUGGCUGUGAUGGCAUCGGGUGCAAUGGGAAAACUCUACGGGGCCGCUACCCUGGUGGGUAAAGAUGAAAGAAAUGGGAGAAUUAAUCCUGCACUAGAAGCCGAUGACGACAUACCUUCUUCGGAGGUGGAGAAGUUAAGGAGUUCGGUAAGCAGUGGAGGCGGCAGUAGAAAUGUUACUAACCCCGUAGAUAACUCCCAGACAACACUGUAAGGUAAAUAAGGAUAAAAGAGUUAAAUAAUUUGUGUGCAAUACCCUAAAGUAUGACUUACUUUAUAUUAAAGCCUAUACAUUAAAAGUAAACUAUAUCAUUUUAUGACUAUGUAACGUAUGUUAAUUUUUAAAAGAUAGUUAGGUGCUAUAUAGAAAAAUAAAGUGGUAUUUAGAUGAUAUAUAACUGCUGGUCGGUUAUUUGAUUGUUCUGGGUCAUAUGUAA